This is a messenger RNA of Bicyclus anynana (squinting bush brown), 1193 nucleotides long. RefSeq lists its product as uncharacterized. The transcript has a single exon. The coding region runs from base 123 to 650 and encodes 175 amino acids. NCBI's taxonomy places the organism in Eukaryota, Metazoa, Arthropoda, Insecta, Lepidoptera, Nymphalidae. The record is from RefSeq and is a predicted model, not a curated record.
AGUUCGAAAACUCUAUGACAUUGGUCAUCAACGCUUACGCAAUUCAUUGAAUUCCGACGAAAUAGAUUGUAGAACAUAUAAAUUGUGUUGAAAUAUUUAACAUAAGUUUUACGAAGUUAAAAAUGAGUGAAAAUCAACAAGACGAUUCAACUAUCUUAUCAGCCGAUAGAACCAGCGAUGGCGGUUUCUUUAUCGACGAUUAUUCUCAUUUGAGACUAUCCUACUAUCAAUAUCGAGACGCCAUGGUCCUUGACGUGAGUGACUCAGCAUUCAAUGAUUCAGCUUACUCCACAAAUGCUUCUAGCAAUCAAAGUUUCGACACAAAUGCUACUGGUUCAACUACGCUUACAAAUUCUACUAGUGCUACAAAUUCUACUAGUGCUACAAAUUCUACUAUACGUACGAACUCUGUAGAUUGGAACGCAGAAGAAAGACGUAAACUUCGUGAGUACUACGUAUCUCAAAUACCUGAUUUACCGCAUCCAUCGUAUACCGUAGCAUCAGUGAUAGCAUCGGCGUCGCAUAGAAUGAACCCGAAAAAUCGUUUUGUGUACAACAACAGAAUUGAGCAAGGCACGUCUUUGGAGAAUGAUAUGGUUAAGUUUUCUCCUAGUCGCCGAUCAACACUGAAGCCUGGUGAUAAAUUAUAAAGCUUAUUGUACUCGAAGCAAUCAAAUUAAAACUAUUAUAAAAUUGACGCAGUGUUGUAUGUUAGAUUAAUAUUUAAAAAAACUGAUUUUGAAUCAAUAAUUUAAAAGUGUUUAAAUCAAAGUUUAAUUUUAUCUGCAAUUUUAUUACAUUACCAACAUUGAUCAAUUAUUUUUAAAAUCCAUACAAUGUAUUAAAUAAAAUAAUAUUUGUUUUUAGAUUAAUUGACGGCCUACGUGGCGUAGUGGUAUGCGCGGUGGAUUUACAAAACGGAGGUCCUGGGUUCGAUCCCCAGCUGGGCAGAUUGAGAUUUUCUUAAUUGGUUCAGGUCUGGGUGGUGGGAGGCUUCGGCCGUGGCUAGUUACCAACCUACCGGCAAAGACUUACCGCCAAGCGAUUUAGCGUUCCGGUACGAUGUCGUGUAGAAACCACAGGAGUGUGGAUUUUCAUCCUCCUCCUAACUAGUUAGCCCACUUCCAUCUUAGACUGCAUCAUCACUUACCAUCAGGUGAGAUUGUAGUCAAGGGCUAACUUGUCAAGAAUAA